Chenopodium quinoa (quinoa) is the source of this 2216-nucleotide messenger RNA. Its product is annotated as geraniol 8-hydroxylase-like. Bases 479 to 1981 code for a protein of 500 amino acids. The record is from RefSeq and is a predicted model, not a curated record. The transcript is spliced from 2 exons. Gene Ontology annotation, molecular function: oxidoreductase activity, acting on paired donors, with incorporation or reduction of molecular oxygen; iron ion binding; monooxygenase activity. Lineage: Eukaryota; Viridiplantae; Streptophyta; Magnoliopsida; Caryophyllales; Amaranthaceae.
AUCAAUUGCUGGAAUAUAAUUAGUAAUACAAAAAUAUUAAGAGAAAUACAUGGUACUAUGGUAGAAUAGAUAUACAUGAGGACUUGUGAUUAUCAGACACAACUGUUAAUUUUAUCAGAUUCUUCAUUAACACAAAAAUAUAGGAGUUUUACAGAUUAUUUUUACCUUAAAUAGCUCAAGUCUAAUACUAUUUCACAAAUUAGCUAAGAAUUUUAGGUGGCAAUCGUAUAAAUAACUAAACUAGUAAUUAGAACAAUUAAACCAACUUUCUGUAUAAUUUUCUUUGCAACAAAACUUGAAAUCUCUUCACUGCAGGACCUAUUUGACAUCUUUUUUUACAGGACCUAUUUGAUAUCGCUUCACGGCAUCAAAUAGGUCCUGCACCAUUUCACUGCAUCAGAUAGGUCCUGAACCAAAUCUAUCUAUCAAAUUAAUCUCAAUCUAAUCGCGGUUACCAUUUCCCUGCAUCAAAUAGGCCAUGGAUUACCUGAGUUUUGUGCUGUGCCUUCUACUAGCAUGGGUUGUAAUCAACCUCCUUUCAAAUUUAAAGAGACGUAAUCAAUCGAAGCCUAGGAUACUACCACCAGGUCCACCCAAAAUACCCGUCUUUGGGAACCUCUUCAGCCUAGGCACAAACCCACAUAUUUCCGUGACUGAACUUGCCAAGACUUAUGGCCCUCUCAUGACUUUACAGCUUGGCCAAGUGACAACCGUGGUUGUUUCCUCGGUUGACUUGGCCAAAGAAGUGCUUCAAAAGAAUGAUAUUUUCUUCUGCAACAGAUUUGUUAUUGAUGCUUUUGAUGCACUUAACCACCAACAAAGCUCACUGGCAUUCAUGCCAGUAUGUCCUGCAUGGCGAAAGCUUCGCAAAAUCUCCAACUCUAAAGUAUUUUCAGCCAGUAAACUUAACUCGAGCCAAAGUCUAAGGAAGAAAAAGGUGACAGACCUCCUUGACUACGUCCAAAAACAAAGUGAAGCUGGUUUGGCAGUGGACAUUGGGCAAGUAGCAUUCACCACCACCUUGAAUUUGUUGUCGAACACAAUAUUUUCAGUGGAUUUGGGUGAUCCUAAUUCAGGAUAUGCCGGUGGAUUCAGAGAGACUGUACGAGGCAUAAUGGAGGAAAUGGGGAAACCUAACUUUGCUGAUUAUUUCCCUCUGUUGAAGAAGAUAGAUCCACAAGGUAUUAGACGGCGUCAAACUGUGAACUUUGGGAAGUUGAUUGAUCUAUUUGAAACCAUAAUUGACCAACGAUUGCAAGGCAAAAGACCACCAGGAUCAACACCAGGCGACGAUGUUUUGGAUGCUUUACUAGGCAUUAAUCAAGAAAACUCUGAGGAAUUAGAACUAGAAAAAAUUCCACAUCUUUUGCUGGACUUGUUUGGUGCAGGAACUGAUACAACAUCGACUACCCUUGAAUGGGCAUUGGCAGAACUAAUUCGCAACCCUGAAAAACUGACGAAAGCACAAGCAGAGCUCCAAGAAAUCAUAGGAAAAGGUAAUCCAGUGGAGGAAUCAGACAUUGCACAGCUCCCAUACUUGCAGGCCAUUAUCAAGGAAACCUUCAGGCUACACCCACCAACACCCUUUCUAGUACCGAGAAAAGUUGAUGCAGAUGUAAAGCUCUACGGUUACACAGUGCCUCAAAACGCACAAGUCCUGGUCAAUGUAUGGGCAAUUGGAAGGGAACCAAAUUUAUGGGAGAACCCAAACUCUUUUGAGCCAGAGAGAUUUAUAGGAUCUAAGAUUGAUGUAAAAAGUUGUGAUUUCGAGCUGAUUCCAUUUGGUGCUGGUCGUAGGAUAUGUCCUGGAUUGUCAUUGGCUCAUCGGAUGAUCCAUUUGAUGUUGGGGUCACUAAUCCACAGUUUUGACUGGAAGCUAGAAGGAGGAAUUCCACCCGAAAAAAUGGAUAUGGAAGAUAAAUUUGGGAUCACAUUGGAAAAAGCUCAACGACUUCGUGUCAUUCCAGCCCUUCGCAGCUAAGGGGAACUUUAGAGUUUAGAGUUUGCAUCGCCUUAUUGGAAAAUAUUCAGCGACUUCUUGUAAAUUUUUGUUUACGUCUGAGUAUGAUAAUAUCAUGUUAAUAAACAAACACUUGAUUCCAAAUCUAGCAAAUUUUCUAGCUUAAUUCAACUCGCAUAUUAACAGAAGGCAGAUUAUUUGCAGAUGGUAAAAAGCAUGAAUUAAAGACAAGCAAUAAGAUAGAGAUCAUAUACUU